Vidua chalybeata is the source of this 2992-nucleotide messenger RNA. Its product is annotated as synaptophysin-like protein 1. The transcript is spliced from 5 exons. Bases 40 to 729 code for a protein of 229 amino acids. NCBI's taxonomy places the organism in Eukaryota, Metazoa, Chordata, Aves, Passeriformes, Viduidae. Gene Ontology annotation, cellular component: synaptic vesicle membrane; synaptic vesicle. The record is from RefSeq and is a predicted model, not a curated record.
ACGUCACUUCCGUCGCGCUGUCGGUGACGUCAGGCAGCAAUGGCGGCGCCGCGGGUGUCGCUGGGGGCGCUGAAGGAGCCGCUGGGGCUGAACCGCGGCCUGCAGUGGUUUUUCUCCAUCUUCGCUUUCGCCACCUGCGGCGCCUUCGAGGGCUCCGUCACCUUCAGGGUCACCUGCGCGGGGCUGGAGAACGGCAGCGUCAGCGCCGCCUUCGCCUACCCCUUCAGGUUGAACCAGGCCGUGUUCCAGCCCUCGCUGACUCACCUGUGCAACCACACCUGGCCCAGGGACGUGCACCUGGUCGGGGACUUCUCCUCGGCCGCCAGGUUCUUCGUGGGCGUGGCCGUGGCCGCCUUCCUCUACAGCCUGGGGGCCCUGGGCGGCUACCUGGGCUACCUGCACCUGUACAGGUGCGCCGGCUCGCGCCUGCCCCUGGCGGACCUGGUGGCCUCGGGGCUCGUGGCCGCCCUGUGGCUCGUGGCCUCCUCGGCCUGGGCCCAGGGCCUGGGGCACGUCCGGGCGGCCGUGGCCGCGCCCCUCCCCCACUGCCCCUCCCCCAACGUCCACUGCGUCCACGCCGGGGUCACCCCCAUGGGCAGCCUGGGGGCGUCCGUGGCCUUCGGCUUCCUCAACCUCCUGCUCUGGGCCGGCGGCUGCUGGUUCAUCUACAAGGAGACGCCGCUGCACCGCCCGGCCCCGCCCCCCGACCCCGCCCCCUCCCCCAUGUGACCCCGCCCCUCCCCCCCACGUUUGUAGCGGUGCCAAGUUUGGGGGCGGGGCUGAGCAUUGGGGGGGGCGUGGCCAGGCGCUGGGGGAGGGGCUUUGUGCGCGGGGUGGGGGAGGGGUGGGGUUGAGCGUUGGGCGGGUGGCGUUGACCUUGGUGAGCCUGGGUUGGUCUCGGGCUGAGCUUUGGGUGACCUCACCUGGCCUGGGCCGUGACUUUGGCUCGGUCUCGACUUUGGCUCGGUCUCGACGUUGGGUUGGUCUUGGCCUUGAGUUAGUCUUGACUUUGGCUUGGUCUUGACUUUGAGUUGGUUGGUCUUGGCCAUGGGUUGGUUUUGGUUAUGAGUUGGUCUCGACUUUAGAUUGGUCAUGGUCGUGGCUUGGUCUUGACUUUGGAUUGGUCUUGGCCAUGGAUUGGUUGGUUUUGACGGUGGGUUGGUCUUGACCUUAGGUUGGUCUCGGCUAUGACUUGGUCUUGACUUUGGGUUGGUUGGUCUUGGCCAUGAGUUGGUUGGUCUUGACUUUGGGUUGGUCUUGGCCUUGAGGUGGUCUUGACUUUGAGUUGGUUGGUCUUGGCCAUGGGUUGGUCUUGGCUAUGAGUUGGUCUUGACUUUAGAUUGGUCGUGGCCACAGCUUGGUCUUGACUUUGGGUUGGUCUUGGCUUUGGGUUGCUCUUGGCCGUGGGUUGGUCUUGACUUCGGGUCGGUCUCGGCCACGGGUGGAUUGUUGUUCCCCUCGCUGACCAUUGGGUGGGUCUGGGUUGAUCUCUGGCUGACCUUGCUGUUGGUUUGGACCGGCCUUGACCAUGGGAUGAUUGAUCUUGACUUCAUUGACCGUGGCUUGGUCUUCACUUGGCCACUGGGGACUUUGAUCUCAGCUCGACCUUGGCUUGGGUUGGUCUUGGGUUGGUCUUGACCAUUGGUUGGUUGACCUUGACUUUGGUGACCACCAGCCAGUCUUGGGUUGACUUUUGACUUCACUGACCAUUGAUUGGUCUUGGCUUGACCACUGGUUGGCCACGGCUUGACCAUUGGUUGGUGCUGACCUCACUGGCCGUUGGUUGGUCUUGGCUUGACCGUUGCCUCGGUGUUACUUUGGGUGACCCUCGGUUGAGUUGACCGUGACUUGGCUUGGCCCGAGAUUGACCCCUGGGCUGGCCCUGACCGCGCGCUGACCGUUGGCCGGAUUGGUCUUGCGGUGACCGUCGGCUGGGUCAGGUUGGCCGUUGGUUGGUCUUGACUUGGGUGGACCUUUGGGGUCACGUUGGGUUGGUCUCGGGUGGGUUUGGACUGGGUUUGGUUGACCAUCACCCGGCUUGGUCUUGAUCUUGACCAGCGCUUGGUUGACCUUGAUUUGGCGCGGCUUGGCCUUGACUCGUGCUGACUGUUGGCCUUGAUUCCGCUGACCGGUAACGGAGGCGACCGUUGGGUUGGUCUUGAUUGAUUAACGGUUAAUUGGGCUGACCGCUGGCUUGGACUUGACCUUGAGAUGACCAUUGGGUUGGUCUUGACUUUGACCAUGGAUUGUCCAGUCUUGAUUUGGGCUGGUCAUUGGCUCGCUUCGGACUUUGCUGACCAUUGGUUGAGUUGACGUUGGGUUGGGUUGAGUAGAUCUUGGGUUGGGUUGGGUUAAUCUUGGCUUUGAGUUGAGUUGGGUGGACCUUGGGUCGGGUUGGGUGGACUUUGGGUUGGGUUGACUCUGAAUUGGGUUGAGUUGACCUUGGCUGAUGUUGGGUUGGGUUGGGUUGGUGUUGGGUUGGCUGCACCUUGGCUUGAGUUGACCUUGGUUGGAUUGGGUUGACUUUUGGCUUGGCUUGGGUUGAGUUGGGUUGACCUUGGGUGACGUUGGGGUGGGUUGGGUUGAUCUAGGAUUGAGUUGGAUUGGGUUGACCUUGGUUGACUUCGACUUGAGUGGACCUUGGUUGACCUUGGGUUGACCUUGGGUUGGGUUUGAUUGGUUGACUUUGGGUUGGGUUGGGUUGAUCUUGGUUGACCUUGGGUGACUUCGGUUGGUUUUGGGUUGGGUUGGGUUGGGUUUGGUUGGUCGACCUUUGGUUGGGUUGGGUUGACCUUGGGUGACCUUUCCUUGACCCCGCUCGGGUUCGCGGCCCCUGAUUGGCCCCACCCCCACCUGCCCUCCUCCCAUUGGCUCCUCCCCCAGGUGGGCGUGGCCAAACACUCCGGGAUCUCCUCCCCUCCCCCCCAGCUCCGCAAGUGCCUCAAUAAACGAAAUUCUGGGAAAACGCCCCAAAAUCGCCGCCGGGAUCGGG